This is a messenger RNA of Coffea arabica (coffee), 2234 nucleotides long. RefSeq lists its product as uncharacterized. NCBI's taxonomy places the organism in Eukaryota, Viridiplantae, Streptophyta, Magnoliopsida, Gentianales, Rubiaceae. The record is from RefSeq and is a predicted model, not a curated record. Gene Ontology annotation, cellular component: nucleus.
UUCAGUCGUCGUUAUCUCCUAUCGUUGUAUUUCUCCCUCGACUCAUUGCCUUCUCCAUUUGCUCCCUCUCAACACAGGAGCUAGAGAUUUGACAAAAAAAAGAAAAAGAAAAAGAAAAAACACAGGAUCUAGAGAGAGAAAUUAAAGAAUAGGAAAAAUCUUAGAAUAAAUUUUACCGACGAGAGAUCGGAAUAUGACCGUCGAGGUAGCGAACGGCGUUGCAGGGGGCUUAUCCUAUCCGAACGGGGACUUGAAAACCCAAAACCCUAGCGCCACUGCCAAGAAAUCUCGGGAGAGCGAGCGGCGCCGGAGGCGGCGCAAGCAGAAGAAGAACAAGGCGGCGUCUGGGACCAAUAAUACCGGUGACGAGAGUGACAAUGCCGCUGCCGCCUCCGAGGAUGCUAACGGCACCACCGAUAAUGAUAGCGCCAAGGAGAACUCGGAUCCUCAAAAGGUCUUGGAGCAAGUUGAGGUGGAGUAUGUUCCAGAAAAGGCUGAACUUGACGGUGAUUUAGAUGAUGAAUUGAGAAAGGUUUUUGAGAAAUUCAGUUUCAAGGAUGCUGUUGGUUCUGAGGAGAAUGACAAAAAGGAUGAAACUGCACCUGAUGCCACCUCCAAUAAGAAGGUUGAUUCAGAUUCAGAUGGAGAAGAGCAGGACCCCCAGCAAAAGGAGAAAGGCCUUUCCAAUAAAAAGAAAAAGCUCCAACGUCGGAUGAAAAUUGCAGAACUGAAACAGAUUUCCUCAAGACCUGAUGUUGUUGAGGUCUGGGAUGCUACUGCUGCAGACCCUAAGCUGUUAGUAUUUCUUAAAUCUUAUAGAAAUACAGUUCCAGUUCCAAGGCACUGGUGUCAGAAGCGGAAAUUUUUGCAGGGAAAACGAGGAAUUGAGAAACAGCCCUUUCAACUUCCUGAUUUUAUUGCUGCCACUGGAAUUGAGAAAAUCAGACAAGCAUAUAUUGAAAAGGAGGACAGUAAAAAACUUAAACAGAAACAGCGUGAGAGGAUGCAGCCUAAGAUGGGGAAAAUGGACAUUGACUAUCAGGUACUGCAUGAUGCAUUUUUCAAAUACCAGACCAAACCAAAGCUCACAACACACGGUGAUCUGUACUUUGAAGGAAAGGAGUUUGAGGUAAAGUUGCGGGAAAUGAAGCCAGGCAUGUUAUCACAGGAACUGAAAGAGGCUCUUGGUAUGCCAGAAGGAGCCCCUCCUCCUUGGCUUAUUAAUAUGCAGAGGUAUGGGCCCCCACCUUCCUAUCCUCAUCUUAAGAUUCCGGGAUUAAAUGCACCUAUUCCACCUGGAGCUAAAUUUGGUUUUCAACCUGGAGGCUGGGGCAAACCACCUGUUGAUGAACAUGGGAACCCUAUAUAUGGAGAUGUCUUUGGAGUUCUUCAUCAAGAGCAGCCUAAUUAUGAGGAGGAACCAGUUGAUAAGAGUAAACAUUGGGGUGACUUUGAGGAGGAGGAAGAGGAGGAGGAGGAGGAUGAAGAGGAGGAGGAAGAACAGAUUGAGGAGGAAGAAAUGGAAGAUGGUAUUCAAUCGGUGGAUAGCCUUUCAAGCACACCUACUGGCGUUGAGACUCCAGACGUUAUUGAUCUUCGCAAGCAGCAAAGGAAGGAGCCAGAGAAGCCUUUGUAUCUGGUGCUUGAAGAGAAAGAAGAGAGGAUAGCUCCAGGAACCCUACUUGGAACAACUCACACGUAUGUGAUCAAUACUGGCACACAAGACAAGACUGCUGCAAAAAGGGUUGAUCUGCUUAGAGGUCAGAAAGCUGAUAGAGUUGAUGUCACAUUAGCACCAGAGGAGUUAGAAGUCAUGGAUAAUGUCUUGCCAGCCAAAUACGAGGAAGCGAGGGAAGAAGAGAAGUUAAGAAGCCAGAGAGAAGAUUUCAGUGACAUGGUUGCUGAGAAUGAGAAUAAAAGGAAGAGAAAGAUGCAUGAAAAAGAAGGCAAGUCAAAGAAGAAGAAGGAUUUCAAGUUCUAGGGUGCAAGGGUUGCUAGUUGCAGCAUCAACAGAGGUGCAAGAGAAAUUGUGCUUCUCCUCCUCUGAUUAAUUGGCGCCUUUGUCGUGCCAGUAUUGUAGAAUUGUUGUUUGUCCUCCUAGAAUAACCCAUUUUUAGUCAAAGCCUAGGAGUAAAUCUCUAUUAAUGCCUCCUGGAGUUUUCUGUUAAGGGCUUUACUGCACCGUUAUGUCCAUUAUAAAGUAUGUGGUAGUAAUUAAUUAGCAUUGUACUUCU